CUCACUCUCUCUCUCCCCAUAACCUUCCUCCUCCUCUUAGCAUCCUCUCCCCUCACACUGCUCUGUGACUCCACUUGCGCUCGCAGCCUGUUUCCUGCCUCUCCGCUCUCCGUACUCACACACACACACACGCAUGCAUGCACACACACUCUCCUCUCUCCGUCUUGUCACACUCGGUCCUGUGCAGACUUGAGCUCUGGGAGUGGAGGAGAUGAUGCUGGCACUGAUUCCCUUCUUUUCUCUCCUGAAGAAGGGAAAACUAGUCUGAGAGAGAUGUUGAUGCAACAGCACCUCUUUCCCUCUGCCUGCCUCCUGCCAAGCUCCAGCUCUUAUUAGGUGGAUUUAAGCGACAGAGAGAGCUUUGCAGUUGAGGUGUACUGGAUCUUCCGCUUCUCUUUUUUCAUCGUCCCACCUCAAAGGAUGCUCAGAUCCCUGCAGGAUCAGGGAUAUCACUUCUGGAACUGUCAUCGGGCUCGCUGCCCCGGCAUCGUUGCAGUCUGAGGCGGCCCGGUCCCCUGAAGGAAAGCAGAAGCAUGUCAGAGGCACCUGUGAUGCUGAAGGAAAUGAGCCGAAUGCGUGCCGUUCUGCAGGACUCGAGCCUCUGAACCAGAUUGAGAUUAUCUUGGAAGAAAUCUGUUGGAUCCUUGGAGUUGCUUUCUCAUGGUUUUCUUACUUUGAUCGCUUGGAUCCGACCAAUAGCCUGGUACCUUUGAAGACCACACUAGGCAUUGGCGAUGAUAUCAAGGAGGCGAUGACUUUGGUUUGGAUCCACUAAGCACCCAAAGGUGAUUAGAAAAAUCCCCAGGCCCCUGUCAGGUACUCCAAAUCAGCACUCUGAGAUGACCCAGGAACAGUGCUCUCAUAGGAACAAUGUCCAGAGUUCAGAGAAACCACAAGUGUACAAAGUGGGAAUAUACGGCUGGAGGAAACGCUGCCUUUACUUCUUCGUCCUGCUGCUAAUGAUCCUGAUCCUGAUCAACCUGGCACUAACAAUUUGGAUCCUCAAGGUCAUGAACUUCACCAUCGACGGCAUGGGCAACCUGAGAAUAACAGAAAAGGGCCUGAAACUGGAGGGAGACUCUGAGUUCCUCCAACCUCUCUAUGCCAAAGAAAUCCGGUCCAGUCCAGGCCGCCCGCUGUUCCUGCAGUCGUCCAGAAACGUCUCGGUCAACAUCGUGAACAGCAACAACCAGCUGCUCACGCAGCUCGUCACAGGAUCCAGCGGAUUUAAAGCACGAGGGAAGAUGUUUGAAGUCAAAUCCACCUCCGGGAAGCUGCUGUUUUCCGCUGAUGAGCAGGAGGUGGUGGUCGGCGCAGAGAGACUCCGGGUGAUGGGGGCCGAAGGAGCAGUGUUCAGCAAAUCUGUGGAGACGCCGCAUGUCAGGGCCGAGCCGUUCAAAGAGCUACGGUUGGAGUCUCCCACCCGCUCUUUACUGAUGGAGGCCCCAAAAGGAAUCCAGAUCCUGGCCGAGGCCGGAGACAUCCAGGCCAUCUGCAGGAACGAGCUGCGGCUGGAGUCCAAAGAUGGAGAGAUUGCUCUGGAUGCUCAGAGGAUCCGUCUGAUGAGGCUGCCAGAAGGAAAAGCCCCUUCCAGCUCCUCGUCCUCUGGGACUAGGCAGACUGUCUAUGAAGUUUGCGUUUGUCCUAACGGGAGACUUUUUCUGUCCCUUGCUGGCACCGGAUCCACCUGCCAGAUCAACAACAACGUCUGCCUCUAGGACUACAACUCUAGGAUUUUGUACAACUAUAAAUAAGAUAUUUGGUGGGAAGGGGGAAAAAAUGACACGCAGAGCAGGCCAAUGUACAAACGCUGUCUGCCUCUAGGACUGAUCCAUGGCAAAUACAAAAACUGCCGGAGCCAACGGACAAACAAAUAAGCGUCAUUUUUCAAUCAAAAACACUUUAACCUUAGGUUCUACUGAUGUGUUUAAAAAGUGAAUAGGGACGAGUUUGCUUUAAGGUUUCUGAGAGGUGCCAAAUUUCAGUGCGAACAUAUAUUUUUCCCUAACUUCUACAAGACUCUAAAAGUUACAGGUUUCAAUACCUUUUUAAUACAGAAGGACAGAAUGGCACCUUUUGCUCUCUCCUGGACAGAGACAAGUAUAAAUAAGGUUGGUGUUUGUAUUGUAACGGCUUGACCCUAAAUGACUCACAUGAUACGGCUAUUUAUUAAUAGCAAGCAAACAUAGGAAACACUUAACGUAGAAUUCCAGUGAGUAUUUUCUCCUGAUAGAAAUGGAGAGUAAAUUCCUCUGAGAUCUACUGUAAAAGACACUGAUCUGUUCCCUUUUUUCCCCUGGACCUUCUCAGUGCCAGAACCACUGGGGUCAUCACCCAUGACAACAGGCCAAGUAUCUUUGCUAUUUAAAUUUGGUUUUGCAGAACAAUUGAGAAAUAUUUUAGCUGCUGUGUUUGUAUGUGCUUUUAUUUGGCUGAUUUUCACUCACAGUUUCUACAUAAGUUUGGCCAUGUUACCUUCACAUCAAACUUAAGUUCAAUCAAAUUACAAAAGUUUCAUAAGGUUUUUGUGCAUAAAAUAUUCAAUAUUUGUUGUCUUCUCAUUAAUCCAAAAUGUCUUUUAUCACACAAGCAGUUGAAAACAAAUCAAUCACAGCCGAUCCAUUAAAUAAUCAAGUAUUAAAAUAAGUGAUUAUUGUUCACAAUGCUGCAUAGAAAUCACACCCUGAGGUGUUAUAAAUCUUGAAAAAUAUAUUUAAUUUUAGUAAAAAUCUUAAUUUAAAGUAGUGUGUUUUCAACCCUUUGCAGCUGUUUUGUCAUUUUUUUGCCUUAACAAAAAUAUACUUCCAACCAGGCUGCUCAGAGAAGCAAAACUUACAUUAUGUUAAUUUUAAACCACAAUAAAUAAGUAAAUAAAUAAAUAAAUAAAUAAAUAAAUAAAUAAAUAAAUAAAUAAAUAAAUAAAUAAAAUAAGCUGCCUGAACCCUUGUGGUGAUCACCCUACUGGUUUCUUGCCCUGUAAGUUUAAAAAAAAUAAAUUGAACCACUCUUUUGAAAGAGGGGAACUGUGCCUGUGCCUUAUGUCAAUGCACUCGUGGCAAGAAGAAGCACAUCAGACAAACUUUCUUUGGCAUUAACGAGCUUCAUGGUCUGAUUUUAGUUUAGAUUUUAUCCAGUUCACAAACCUUUUCCUUGUGUUUGAAUGCAAAGACCUUCAGCUGCCUCCUACUGUAGACGCUCACAUCUGACUGUUGUGAGGGAUACAGUAUGUUGGGUUUUCUUUCAUGUAUCACAAUUUAUAUUUUUGUUUUUAAAAGAUUGCUUUUCAGUUUGUGUUAAAGCUUGACUUGGCAAUCAUGUGAUACUGUGGAGUUUAAACUGUAUUAAGUUGAUUUUUAAACACUUGGACACUUACCUUAAGAAUACACUAAAAUAUAUUUUUGUCAUUAGAAACAUGUUUCAAUGUCCACCUAUGAUCUUCAGCAUUUGGUAAAUUCUUCACAGGAGAUGUACAGAUAUUCUCUGCAGAAGUUUUGCUACCUUGUUUAAUAACUAUAAAAAGAUCCAAGCUAAUUAAAUACUUGGGUAAGAGUUUGGACACAUGUAAAGUCCAACUAAAGAAAGAAUAUUUUAUAAAUUGUGUUGUACACUUCAACUUGCAAACCUCCAUUUUUUUGUGAUCAUAACACCCCCUCAACAUUGGCAGUAUUGUGGAAAUGUUCAGCUAACAUUACAAGACUCAUCCCCCCUUGUACAGGUGAAGGGUUUGCAAACAACCAGGCAAAAUCACAAGCUUGACAAUUAUGUGUCAAAAAUGUAUCACGAAGUACAGAAUUGGUCAGUAAAAAAUGAAAAAGCUUUUUCGCUGUUGUUUUAAGCUUCAUGUGUUCAAAUAAAACCUUUGUUGAGAUAUGAAGGACUUCUGUGGAGGGUCAUAUGAUAAAAAAAGUUGUAAUUUUAGACUACAGUUUUAUAAAUGGUGUAUGAAAAUCACUUUACUGAAGACUAGGCUUUUGUCAAUGUUUGCAGUUAGAAGAAAACGUAGAUAUUGGUAAAAGAAAAAAGGUUUGUAUGUAGUAAGUGUUCAACAGGGUUGUGUUUUCCAACUGUUUGGAAAAUGUUCCUGAACCAGAUGAAAACCACUUUAAGAUAAAAAAAGGGUUUAAUUCAAUAACAUGUUUAUGUUGAUUUUUAGAGAAACUCGCACUCUUUUCUUGAUUUACCUGCCAUAUGAUGUGUUUUAACCUUCCAGCAGCAGGUUUCUCUCUGAAGGGAAGGACAGGGAAGGGGUGGAGAUGUUGUGUUUGCAGCUGUAUUGUGCAAAGUUGUGAACCAACUCAAGAUGAAACAUGGAGAGGAGGUGAAAAUGGCUCUUUUUGUAUAGAAUUUGAUGCAAGUCAGUAUCUUCAAUAGCAUAAAUCUUUUUAGAAUUGAUUUCAUCAAAAUAUUUUUUUGACAGACCUAAUUAUGAAUCACCAUAAACUAAACAUAUGUGUGAAGCUAAUCCAGAUUUUUGGUGCUAUACCAAAAAACAGUCAACACAAGUAAAAGAAUCCUUCAGAUUUGUAGCAAGAAUGGAUUUUUAAAUUUUUUUUUUUGCUAUAUCUUCAAGUUGUCCUACUCCAAACAUUGAGUUAUAUUUUAUAAAUGUAUAAAUAAUUUGGUGACAAAAGACACAAUUUUCCAUUACAAGAGACUUGCAUGCGACAUCCUCACUCUGUGUAGCUAUUUAUAUCACCAUUUAUCAAUAGACAGUUUAGUGAUGUUAAAAUAUAUGGUGUGGAUGAAAACCGCUGUAAAGUUUUUAACACGGAUCUAAAACUAGCCGAAGACGGAGGCUAUCUAAACCAGACAUCCUUCUCUGCACACUUCCACCAAUUCACUAAUGUGCUAACAGUGGAGCUGAUGUUUCAUGUAGUGUUUUGCUAACUUUGAAAAUGUUUAAAUUCAUUUUUCUGGAGAAAUUCCAGACAGCUAAAUUACUUGGCUGUUGUGUAAACUUUCAGUCGAAUUAAGAUCAACAUGUGUGUUAAUGUUUUAGUUAAUGACUUAAGAAUUAAAGCAGUUUGCUGUUUUCAUGCUCUUAUUUUGAAGGGAGUGAAGACAUUCUGUUUCCUCUCCUCCUGUUCUUUUUCUUUUUUUCCCUAAUAACCUGAUUUCAAACAAAAUACAAACAGAAACAAAUAUUGACAAUAACGAACAAUACAUAAGCAUAAAUACAAUAGAACAUGCAAAUGAUGUCAAAAUUAAAUCAGUGUUGAGGAUUGUAGUCCUUUAAGGGCAGACAAUUUGGAUUUGAGUUGGUGCUUUAGCACUAGCUUUUUUUAAAUAAAGUAUUGAAAGCACUUUUUCAGAAUUAAUGUUUAUGAUUAGGGCAGUAGGGCUAGCACAGUUAAUUUUGUAGUUAGUGAUGUCCACUACUGUUAAUAACCAACGCAGGAGUAUUUGCAAGACAUUUGGCCUCAAAAUGCUACAUGUUUUUUUAAAAGUCCUUGUUGCAAAGCAAAAUAAUAUAUUUUUUCAAAGAUAAGUUAUAGUCAAGGACAUAUAAAUAUUUCGAGUAUAUUUGACAGUUUUAGAAGAUGGAGCAACUUCAAGCAUAGAGUUCAGUUUUUUUUUACUUUACUCCUACAAGUAAAGUUAGCACCCCCUUCAUAUCACACAAUUUAAUUAUUCAACAUCUUUAGCGUUUUGUAUCCUCUCUUAGUGAGGCGUGUCAACUUUUCCUUCUGUUUCAGCCUCCUAUGUUGCUGUACAUUAUAUAUUUUCCCACAAAACUAAACCUGAAUCUGCUGUAUUUACUUUUUGUAAACAUGUAAACAGACUUUUAUAGGGCUGUGAAUGUAAAUAAUGUAAACAGAAAUGUGGUGAUGCGGCGUUAAAGAGAAACGUUGCUCUUUUAGAAGCCUUUUUUUUAUGUACAAUGACACAUGUUUUCAUACUAAAAGGGCAAAAAGUACUUCCAAAAAGUUAAAAGGUAUUCAUUGACUCAGCUUGUACAGCAGUGUAUACAAUGCUGGCCUGUGGAAAACAAGCUUGUUUUGAUUUUUUUCAUGAUCUCGUUUCUCCGGCUGAGCUCAGAUAUUUGCUACAAACACAAAGCUGCAGAUGUUUUUGUUUUUCUACAUUGGUGCUGAGGUCUUUGCAUUCCUUCUAAGUGUGCUGUGUGUAAAUUUGCGCUUGUAUGAGCUACAUUUGGUUCUGCUCCGCUGAACGUGUUGAACGGUUGCCAGUGAAUCAAACGCAGAAAAACAACUGAAAACCUAAAAGGAAAGAGCAGAAGAAACACCCGCACAGUGUUGAGGAGUAUUGUUUUUGCACAUAUGUACUUUACUCCAACAUUCCCACUUAAAUGUGUGUAGGUUUAAUUUUUUGCUAAUAACAUGAACCAGUUUAGGUUUCACAGAUCCAGGAUUUGUUCUACUGAUUAGUAGAACAAAUCAGUCAUUCAGUCAUGGUAAGUGAUAAGUAAACUAAUUUAUGCAAAAAAAAAAAAGUUUUACCCGUAGUUAAACUAUAUAUAUCCAACAAGGUGUACAAAAACACACAAAACGAAACCCUAAAGUUAUUUACCUUGGCUGUGCCAAAAACAAUCUCCUCACCGCUGUGCUUUCACUCUGAACACUGUGUACCUUCUUUUCCUGACAGCCCAUCCGUUUCUCCAUCUUUUCUUUACUCUUCAAGUCAGAAACUGCCGUUCAUGGAGUAGUUUUCAAAGAUGCCAAAAUAAAAAAAGGCAUUGUUCAAACUGGC
Molecule: messenger RNA, 6711 nt
Organism: Poecilia reticulata (guppy)
Lineage: Eukaryota; Metazoa; Chordata; Actinopteri; Cyprinodontiformes; Poeciliidae
Gene: sgcd
Product: sarcoglycan, delta (dystrophin-associated glycoprotein)
Biological process (GO): cardiac muscle tissue development; heart contraction
Cellular component (GO): sarcoglycan complex; sarcolemma
Source: RefSeq, a predicted model, not a curated record